AUCCAGGUGAUAAGAGGUAAUGUCAUAGUUAAGUGAUUGAACUUUUCCGGCUGCAUUUUAUUGGUGUUUUUUACUGAGAAAAAGACAAUGUUUGUAGGAAUUAGAAUAGUGAUAGUGUUAAUUGUGAUCAGUUCCGUGUCCUGCACGUUGACGCCCAAUUCGAAGAGUCAGAAAGGAAGUAAAACCGGCGAGUUGAAGGUCCGCAAAGGUCCAGUCAAUAAUCCUCGAGAUCUUGUCCGGGAGGAGCCAAGUGCUAAGGAGAUUCUCAAGGAAAAUGGUGCUUACUACUAUAAUACAUCGAUUAAGAACUUCAAGGGAACCGUCCUGGCAUUUGUUACCCCGUGGAAUAGCUUAGGGUAUGAGGUUGCGGAGACCUUUGCCCCAAAAUUCGAUGUUGUUGCGCCGGUUUGGCUCCAAAUCCUCCGGAAGGGAGACAAACAGUACAAACUGGGCGGAAUGCAUGACAUUGAUGAGAUGUGGAUGAAGGAAAUUAAGAGGAACAGCGAUUAUAGGACCAAAAUUACACCAAGAGUUCUGUUUGAUAAAUUCAAAGAUGAGGAUUUUUCGAAGCUCCUUGCGUUCCAGGAGGAGAGAAAAAUAGUGUCACGGAUCAUUCUCAAUGCAUGCGAUACUUAUCGUUUUGAUGGGAUUGUCCUGGAGAUAUGGGCUACAUUAGCUCUUCGGAUGGAUGAUCCUUUUCUCUAUAAUCUCGUGAUUGAUAUUGCUACGCCUCUGUUGGAGCAGAAAUUCCAUGUCUAUCUGGCCGUUCCUCCGGUCAGGGAUCACCUCAAUAACUUAUUUACGCCACAGAACUUUGAGUAUUUGUACAAUUAUGUGAGCGGAUUCACGAUAAUGACGUACGAUUACUCAAAUGCACAGAGACCAGGACCAAAUGCCCCAAUAAAAUGGGUGAGGGAUUCAAUUGAAUACAUCUGCCCAAAGACACUGCGCAAUUACAAGGAGAUGCGAAAGAAACUACUGCUGGGACUCAAUUUCUACGGGAACGACUUUACACCGGAAGGAGGUGGCCCAAUUGUUGGGCAUGAGUAUCUAAGACUUUUAAAAUUUGUAAAUGGAAGACUGCAACUCGAUGAAAAUGAUGCGGAAAAUUUCUUCGAAGUUAAAACGCCUACAGGACGUCAUAUAGUAUUCUAUCCAACGCUCUAUUCCAUUCAGAAACGCAUUGAACUUGCCGAAGAACUUGGCACCGGGCUUUCCAUCUGGGAAAUCGGACAGGGACUUAAUUACUUCUAUGAUUUACUCUAAGCACAAUUUCUCUAUUCCUUUUGUUACAGUGUUACAGAGCCGAGAGAUCAAUAAAGCUUUUAUUUCAGUUUA
Messenger RNA from Phlebotomus papatasi, 1338 nucleotides. RefSeq names its product chitinase domain-containing protein 1. Gene Ontology annotation, molecular function: chitin binding; oligosaccharide binding. The coding region runs from base 88 to 1266 and encodes 392 amino acids. Gene Ontology annotation, cellular component: extracellular region. The record is from RefSeq and is a predicted model, not a curated record. Gene Ontology annotation, biological process: carbohydrate metabolic process. Lineage: Eukaryota; Metazoa; Arthropoda; Insecta; Diptera; Psychodidae. The transcript is spliced from 3 exons.